GAUCUUUGCCUAUACUUAAUAUGGCAUCGCUGGGCAGUCCUUUAAUAGUUGUGAGGACGUGCUAUUGUCUGAUGUCAACCCCCCUCCACUGUCGAGUAUGAGCAGUCCAAUUUCUAACCCUUUCGGCGGCGUUCUCAUCUCGGUAUUUCUGAGCAUCCUCCUCUUGGGAGCGAUGUUUGUGCAGCUGUUCAUUUACUUUGACCACUACCCAAAAGAUCAUAUGUGGGUCAAAAUCUUCGUCCUGGUUCUGUUUACGUUGGACAUCCUCAAUUCCGCCUUUGUGCUUGCGUGGGUUUACAAAAUGCUAAUCGACAACUUUGGAAAUAUCGAAGCUUUCUACAAAGCGGACUGGACGGCGGCAACCGACCCUCUCCUUUCCUGUAUCAUGUCGGGAAUGGUCCAGUUCUUCUUCGCUUGGAAAAUAUGGGUCUUAACCAAAAACUACUUCUUCAUCUUCAUUAUAUGCGCCUGCUCCCUAGCGUCCUCCGCUGGAGGCUUUGCUACCAGUAUCAUCGCCUUUAUGGUCUGGAACACCAUGAAUUGGCCCGAACUGCGCGUCAAACUAGAUACCCCGGCUUUGAUAUGGCUCAUUCCGGCGGCGGUAGCUGAUCUUAUCAUCGCUAUCGUCAUAACCGUCUACUUGCACCGCGCCAAGGGUCCAUUCAAAAGGACCAACCGGGUCUUGAACAGGGUUAUUCGACUGACUAUGCAAAACGGUCUCCUCACGGCAACUAUCGCUGUGGUUGAUCUUGUUUUGAUCCUUGCUAUCAAGGAUACGCCUUAUUAUCUCUUCGUCGCUUUUAUUCUACCCAAACUGUACACAAACUCUGCUAUGUCUAGUCUCAAUUCUCGCCGCAUCCAACACAACGAUAUAGGGGAAGAUAUAACAUCUCUGAGUAUGGUAUCCGGCUUCUGGGGCAGUAGCCCGGGUCACGCCUCUCCACUCACCGCACGACCACAAAUGUUCGUCAACGUGGAAUAUGGAAGGCAUCAGGACUCGGAUCGUCGCGAUGCAGAAACUACUGUCUCCUCAGAGGAUAUCCCCAAACAUGAGGGCGUUGGACCAUAGCCGCGAAUGUUUUCUUAUCAUUUUGUCCUUUCUCUGGUCGCACCUUUCUCUCUGUAGUACGCUAUUAUACUGUGUAGGGUGUACGAUAUAAUGGUGGCUGAUUCAGAUACACUUUGCAUUAUAGACGUUGAUGAUAUGUGGGCUGUAGUACUUAGAGACAAUGUAGAGUCCAAUGCAAAACAAAAGACGUAGUUGCUCAAGAAUGUGAAUG
Molecule: messenger RNA, 1280 nt
Organism: Desarmillaria tabescens
Lineage: Eukaryota; Fungi; Basidiomycota; Agaricomycetes; Agaricales; Physalacriaceae
Exons: 15
Coding region: 98-1069 (323 amino acids)
Source: RefSeq, a predicted model, not a curated record